AUGUCCAUGAGGAUUUUCAAGCUGGACACCAGGGCAUCAAACGGACUCACGAAAAGCUACGCUCUGAGUUUUAUUAGCCCGCGAUACGUGGAACGUUAUGUCACGCUGUGUGUGUUGAUUGUGCGAGCGCAGGGACAUCCGUCCAACCCCGGCCCAUCUGCUAGAAAUAUUGACCCAAGGCAACCAUUUGAAGUGGCUUCGAUGGAUUUCGUGACGCACAUACCAAAGUCAGAGCGAGAAAACACUUUCUUGGUCUUAUUCCAAGACAUGUUUCCAGGAUUCGUGACGUGCAAGCCAAUGUCAUCCACAACGGCUCAGGACGUAGCUGAAGCGUACGAGGAACUGGUAUUCAGGAUGUUCGGCGCUUCGGCCUUGAUCCGCCACGAUUAG
Phytophthora megakarya is the source of this 390-nucleotide messenger RNA. The record is from the annotation of a GenBank genome assembly. Lineage: Eukaryota; Oomycota; Peronosporomycetes; Peronosporales; Peronosporaceae.